UUUAGUUUUUGUUUGAAUAGUUAAGGAUUCGAAUCAAAACUGGUCGUUCAAUGGUGUUCUCGAAGAUGGAAUCCUUAGGAAAAAAAAUUAUUAUUUUUUUUAAAUUAAAAUUGAAAUUUUAAGCACCACCGACCCCGAUCCAACCUUAUACAACUCCCUCUCUGAUCGUAAUAUUCCCCAGUAUACAACUCCCUGCUCCGAUCAAGACUCCAUCGCCGAUCUUCGGAUGCCUAUUGCCGCACUGCUUCCCUGUUCCUCCCAGCGCCACCCUGUGGAGAAUCGAAACGUUGUCUCUGACCACCGUCGUCUCUCCGAUCACCACCCCCGUCGCGUGGUGUAACAAAAUCCCUCUCCCAAUCUUAGCUCCGGGAUGAAUAUCGACGGCGAAAACUUCGGAUACUCUGUUUUGGAUGAGUAAAACGAGGAUCAGACAGUGCCACGUCCCUAAGGAUCAAGUCCUUAGAAUUCUUAUUUAAGGAUCAAUCCUUAGAUUGCUUAGCUUUUAUAAUAUUAUUCUAUUCAUCUUAACCUAGGAUUAAUCGCUAAGGACUCGUCAUCAUCCUCCAUUGCGGGUGCUCUAAUGCUGUCAACAUACAUAUACAUAUCCAUCUCUCUCUCUCUCUCUCUCUCUCUCUCUCUCUCUCUCUCUCUCUCUCUCUUAUAUAAUCGGGUUCCUUUACGUUGGAUCUGAAAGAAGUAAAGGAAAGAACGAUGUUAGCUCUCUCUCCGGCAAGGAACUCAGCAAGAGGUGGUUGCUUCGAUGGAGAGUCAGAGUUCCUUGCGACGUCGUCUGACUUCACCAUCAAUCCGGAGGAGAACUUUCCGGUGUUCACUGACCAAGGCGAUCUUCUUGACAUCAUUGACUUCGACGAUCUGUUCGGCGUCGCCGGAGAUGUGCUUCCUGACUUGGAGAUUGACCCUGAGAUCUUAGCCGGAGAUUUCUCCGCCUCGUCCUCGUCGGAGAAGACUGAUAGUCAAGGGGAGACUAACAAAAAGGGUAUAUCGGAAGAAGUCGUCAGCAAAAGAGACGAAGACGAGACAGCUAUGUCGGAGAAGAUGGCGAACUAUGUCGACGGUGACAGUAACCGCAAAAGGAAAUAUUCCUCAUCAUCUGGUUCUUCUAAGAACAAUAGCAACGAAGGGAAGCGAAAGGUGAAGAAGGUUGAUUGGACACCAGAGCUACACAGGAGAUUCGUGGAUGCAGUGGAACAGUUGGGACUGGAGAAAGCUGUUCCUUCUCGUAUAUUGGAGCUUAUGGGAGUCCACUGCCUCACUCGUCACAACGUCGCUAGCCACCUCCAAAAGUAUAGGUCUCAUCGGAAACAUGUGCUAGCUCGUGAGGCCGAAGCGGCUAAUUGGACACGCAAACGCCAUAUCUACGGUUUAGACAGUACCGGAGUUAAUAUCAAUGGUCGGAAUAAAAACGGAUGGAUCGCACCGGCACCCACUAUCGGGUAUGCGCCUCCCCCGCCUGCGGCUGUGGCGUCGCCAACUAUUCAUCACCAUCAUUUUAGACCGUUGCAUGUGUGGGGACAUCCCACCGUUAAUCAGUCUGUCAUUCCGCACGUGUUUCCCAAACACUUGCCUCCACCGUCUACUGCCAUGGCUACUACACCUUUUUGGGUCUCCGAUAAUCCCUACUGGCCUAGAGUUCAUAACGGGACGGCUCCGUAUUUCCCGACCGUAGCUACGAGGUUUAGAGCACCGCCGGUUGCCGGUAUCCCACAGGCUAUGCCGCCACAUCAUACGGUGUACAAACCAGAUCAUGGCUACGGUGGUUCUCGUUCUCUGGUGGACUUACAUCCGUCAAAAGAGAGCGUCGAUGCAGCCAUAGGAGAUGUAUUGACGAGGCCUUGGCUGCCACUUCCGCUGGGAUUGAAGCCACCCGCUUUUGACGGCGUUAUGACGGAGCUUCACCGUCACGGUGUCUCCGAGGUUCCUCCGACCGCGUCUUGUGCCUGAAACGGACAAGCGCCCGAGGCAGCCGAACCAACAAAAAUUCGACGACAUGUCUUUCAAUUCUUGUAUCUUUUUUUUUCAAGGGAUAUGGCCCUUGUUGAGUGUUCAGAGUUAAGAGCCUGUUUUCUUGAUUGUCUCGGAUAACUAAUAAGAGCACCAUUAACCCUA
Brassica napus (rape) is the source of this 2127-nucleotide messenger RNA. Its product is annotated as transcription activator GLK1. Gene Ontology annotation, molecular function: DNA-binding transcription factor activity; transcription cis-regulatory region binding. The record is from RefSeq and is a predicted model, not a curated record. Gene Ontology annotation, biological process: positive regulation of DNA-templated transcription. The coding region runs from base 712 to 1962 and encodes 416 amino acids. Lineage: Eukaryota; Viridiplantae; Streptophyta; Magnoliopsida; Brassicales; Brassicaceae. Gene Ontology annotation, cellular component: nucleus. The transcript has 6 exons.